AAUGUGGUGAUUUAACAGCGCCAUCACGCGGCGGUCAGCAGGUGAAACGCAUUUACAUUUAUGCCAAAUCAUCUUAUACAGAGAACUCGUAUUGAGUUAAUUAUAUUUAUUCAUCUGUAACUUUCCGAAUUCGUGUUCACACAGUAAAGUGAAAUAGCUUUAACUAUCAUUUAUAAGUCGUUAAACCAUUGCGUAAUCACGCCGCGCUCUCAUUGGCCACUUCCACUCUGAGUCCCGCCCAUUGCCGCUUACGUCAGAUGCGUCGUUCGCCGUUUUGGUGUUGAGGGAAUAUUGCUGCAUUAAAUCUCCAAUAAUCGCGCCUUCUGCGUUAAAAUCGCGUUGUUGUUGACGGAGAACCGGUUUCAUUUUCAGUGUUCGUGUCGCGGGAAUCAUGUCAGAGAAUCCGGACACGGACACUCUGGAGCUGGAGUCUGAAGAAGAGAAGCAGGUACCGAUCAAUGAGCCCUGUAACCCAGUACUGUCUGAAGAGGCCAAACUGAAGGAGAGAUAUCCGAACCUGGGACAAAAACCCGGCGGCUCGGACUUUCUGAUGAAGAGACUCCAGAAAGGACAAAAAUACUUUGACUCUGGUGAUUAUAACAUGGCAAAGGCCAAGAUGAAGAGCAAGCAUGUGGUGACGGCCGGAGCGGACAAGAACCUGGUGACAGGAGACCAUAUUCCCACACCGCAGGACCUCCCUCAGAGGAAAGCCACGCCGCUCGCCAGCAAACUGGCCGGAUAAACACACACACACACACAGAGACACACACACACACACA
This is a messenger RNA of Sinocyclocheilus rhinocerous, 779 nucleotides long. RefSeq names its product endosulfine alpha a (gene ensaa). The record is from RefSeq and is a predicted model, not a curated record. The coding region runs from base 392 to 742 and encodes 116 amino acids. Gene Ontology annotation, molecular function: protein phosphatase inhibitor activity. Lineage: Eukaryota; Metazoa; Chordata; Actinopteri; Cypriniformes; Cyprinidae. Gene Ontology annotation, cellular component: cytoplasm. The transcript is spliced from 4 exons.